This is a messenger RNA of Populus euphratica (Euphrates poplar), 1793 nucleotides long. RefSeq names its product DEAD-box ATP-dependent RNA helicase 56. Gene Ontology annotation, molecular function: nucleic acid binding; RNA helicase activity; ATP binding. Bases 168 to 1454 code for a protein of 428 amino acids. The transcript has 12 exons. Lineage: Eukaryota; Viridiplantae; Streptophyta; Magnoliopsida; Malpighiales; Salicaceae. The record is from RefSeq and is a predicted model, not a curated record.
ACGGAACCCUAAUCACUCUCUCCUGCCGAGGUCUCCGCUUUGGUCUUCAUUUUCCAUCUCUCGAAAGAAAAAUCUUUUCUUUAAAUUUCUUGCUAACCUUUUUCCUUUGCAGCAAACCCUAACCCUAAACCCCAAAUCUUCUUAUUUAUUUUACUUUCACAGAAGUCAUGGGAGAAACAAGAGACAACGACACUUACGAGGAGGAGCUUCUAGAUUAUGAAGAAGAAGACGAGAAAGCACCUGACUCCGUCGGCGCUAAAGUUAACGGCGAAGCCGUUAAAAAAGGAUAUGUAGGGAUUCACAGUUCGGGAUUCAGAGAUUUCCUUUUGAAGCCAGAGCUUCUUCGUUCUAUUGUCGACUCUGGUUUUGAGCAUCCUUCUGAAGUGCAACAUGAGUGUAUCCCUCAAGCCAUCUUGGGGAUGGAUGUCAUCUGCCAAGCUAAAUCUGGAAUGGGAAAAACUGCUGUUUUUGUUCUUUCUACUCUUCAGCAAAUUGAGCCUACCUCUGGACAAGUUAUUGCCCUUGUUCUAUGUCACACUAGAGAGUUGGCUUACCAGAUCUGCCACGAGUUUGAGAGGUUCAGUACAUACUUGCCUGACACCAAGGUUGCUGUUUUCUAUGGUGGUGUCAAUAUCAAAACUCACAAGGAUCUACUGAAAAAUGAAUGCCCUCAUAUUGUUGUUGGAACACCUGGAAGAAUCCUAGCACUUGCUAGAGAUAAGGACCUUUCUUUGAAGAACGUCAGACAUUUUAUCCUUGAUGAAUGUGACAAAAUGCUUGAAUCACUCGACAUGAGGAGAGAUGUUCAGGAGAUUUUCAAGAUGACGCCUCAUGAUAAGCAGGUUAUGAUGUUUUCUGCGACGCUCAGCAAAGAAAUCCGCCCAGUUUGCAAGAAAUUUAUGCAAGAUCCGAUGGAAAUUUAUGUCGAUGAUGAAGCCAAGUUGACCCUCCAUGGUCUUGUGCAGCACUACAUCAAACUGACUGAGCUGGAGAAAAACAGAAAGUUAAACGAUCUUCUUGAUGCACUGGACUUCAAUCAGGUUGUUAUCUUUGUUAAAAGUGUGAGCAGAGCAGCUGAGCUGAACAAGCUACUCGUGGAGUGUAAUUUCCCGUCCAUUUGCAUACAUUCUGGCAUGUCACAGGAAGAAAGGUUGAUGCGCUACAAGGGUUUCAAGGAGGGUCAUAAAAGGAUUCUUGUUGCCACUGACUUGGUUGGCAGGGGUAUUGAUAUUGAACGUGUCAACAUUGUCAUUAACUAUGACAUGCCAGACUCAGCUGACACUUACUUGCACAGGGUUGGUAGAGCUGGCAGGUUUGGCACAAAAGGCCUUGCAAUUACUUUUGUAUCAUCAGCUUCGGAUUCUGAUGUUCUCAACCAGGUUCAAGAGAGGUUUGAGGUGGAUAUAAAGGAGCUUCCUGAGCAAAUUGAUACUUCUACAUAUAUGCCAUCUUAAUGGAGAUUCAAUCCGCAUGAUUUAGAUUUUGAUGGUGCUAGAGUCCCCCUUUCUAUCUUAUAUGUUCUGCAGACUGUGCUCUGCAUAAUGCCCUUGUAUUGCUGGAUCUUACCCUAUGACGUAUGCAGCUUUUGAAUUGUUGUAGCUUUCGGGGCUCUGGUUAUUGGAGAAUUGAGUAGAGUUUGCUAUUAUGUUGCAUGAAACAUCGGUACAACGGUAUCUACAUGCAGUAUAACCAGUUUAGUUUUACGGGCGGCCAUUUUAUCUUGUAUCAUUGUUCUAGAUGCGCCAGGUAUGCAGGAAUUCAGUUCUGGAUAGAUGGAUGUCUUGAUGAUUCCU